This is a messenger RNA of Sycon ciliatum, 1809 nucleotides long. RefSeq lists its product as uncharacterized. The record is from RefSeq and is a predicted model, not a curated record. The transcript has 7 exons. NCBI's taxonomy places the organism in Eukaryota, Metazoa, Porifera, Calcarea, Leucosolenida, Sycettidae. Bases 576 to 1412 code for a protein of 278 amino acids.
GACCUGAAUCAUUGAAUGAAUGCAGGUGACCUGGACAUCACCAGAUAACUUUUCUUCAACAACUGACAAGCUUCGCCGUCAAAGCCUCUUUGCAGAGUGUACAGGUUUGUCGGUCCGCAUGUGAUCUUGGUGAUGUGACGCCAUGUGCAUGCCAGAGAAACUGGGAGAAAACAUCGCGGGACAUAGCCUACAGGGGCUUUGGAGAUGAUGACACCAACUUGUGAACAGAAUGAUGUAAAUCUACGUCUAAAUAAUUAUAGCCUAUUUUAGGACUAGCCUGCAGCUGCAGCUGCAGUCUGCGCGGUGUUUUAUUUGAAUGUGUAUAAGAAAAUGAGGAGAGGCGAAAAGGACACUCAUUGACGAAGGUGUGUGUUGCGGUGCGCGUGGAACCUCUGCUGAUGACGGACCGAUUUCGAGGCAUGCACUGAUCUACUGAUAACGCAGAGGAACCGUUCGGCAAGUAUCCAGGUUCGUGGGACUUUCCUUCCUGCAUUGUUUGGAGAUGUCAUUCAAAGUCCCCGGUGUCACAUGCUGAGUGAAGUACAUGACGUACAAGUGACUAGACUGAGAAGGCAAUGGAUCAGUCCAUCAAUGAAAGCAUAUUCCAGAAUGGUGGCCUAAACAUUUCCCGGGAAAUUGGGAAUCUUGGACAGUUUGCGCAAGAAGUACAAGUACACCUCAGCAAAGGCCAAAGAGAUGAACUGGCUAGGGCAGUGGUUCGUCUUGUUCGGCACAAUGCGGGGGAGCACAAUGCGCUGCAGAUCAUUAUUGAUCACAUGGAGGAGACAUGCAUAAGCAGUCUGGUGCACGGCACCCUAUCUUACUGGAUUGCUCACACUGCACAGUGUGACUGCCAUGGUGUUGACCUCUACAACAUCAUCUGUGCAGUCGACCAUCGCUCGGCGCAUCUAUGCGAACACCUUUUGAAGCUGGAGAGAAAACGGAAAGCAACUGUAGUUGAGCAGCCAUCCGAUGCCAACACGGAGCAAGAAGGUACGACGGCGAUGGCCACAACCCUGUCACAAUCCCCAUCGCCGUCCCAGCGGUGGCUGGACCAGCACGCUUGCACCACAAAGACGGCGGCGGCGCUUGUGUUGACUGACAUGAACCAAGCGCAGCUGGAUGAGUACUACGUGAAGCUGUCGGGUGUGCUGGAUGGCGAUGAUCAACGACGCUUGGCUAAUAUUCUCUUGCAGCAGCACUUCCCCAUCGGUUCCACAGCGGCCAGCAAUGUGGCUCGUGAACAGAACUGCACUCCGUUCCAAGCAAUGAUGUCGCUGUGGCUCAAGAAGCAGCAGCCUCACGCCACUGGUGAGAUGUACUGCGAGGCAUUGGCCAGCUUCAAUCAACGCUCGGCGCGGCUCAGUGCAAUCAUGCUGGGUGUCACCCUACCGUCAACAACGAUGAGCUGACUUUGCAAUUCUACAGCACCGACUUUACAAUUAUAUUUUAAUGACGGCAUGUUCCUGUACGGUGCCCUUUGCACAUCCUCAAAAGGUACACAGGAGUAUGACCAGUCGCUACAAUCCCCGUCUUGCUUUAGGCAUACAUGUUCAAGUAGGUGAAACAACUUCAAACAAGAACUAUGUCAAACGCACAAUAUUAUGAGAUUCAGAACAUUCUUGAAUAUAUUUUACUACUAGCUUCAAGUCAACAUUCUACACUCAUAUUUCAAUUUCAAAGUUUAAGAUGCUAACUAGUUAGGUGUUACAAAGAUUGAGUGCAUAAUUAUUAUAAUUAUUUCAAUGUUAAAAUUCUGUAGGAUAGAAAUGAUACAGAAGCGAUUCAAGCAUAACUCUCGGUAGGGCA